UAGAUGCUUGGGCUUUGCCGGAGCUGGAGCUGUACCCAAGAGCCUCAGGCUUCAGUCCAGACCCUGAAUGGCUGGUCUCCAGUUGGCUCCACAUCUGCCUGUGGGCGUUAUGUUCCCACAUAAUAAAACAGAAGCUCCGGGGCUCCACUCAGCCAAGCAAGACCUUUAUGAACAAGGUGACUCUUCCCAGCGGUCCCCGAUGGAGCACUUGAGAAACAACUGCCAGCAGAAGUCUUUGAGCAACAAAGAGCUGGCACUGGAUAACGUCUACACUCACCCUAAAUGGAACACCUGCACAAAAACCAGGACUUAUUCCUAUCUCCACUGUGCUGGAAUCAGCCAGCGAGACUCGGGAAGUGAUUUCCAGAGCCAAGGAAAGAGUUUGUUUUAUUCAUCAAGCCCUCAAUCCCGGUAUCCCAAAGCAAAUGAUCAGGACUUCAUUCCCUUUACAAAAAAGCGAGUUGGGGUAGACCGGGCCUACCCACUGAAACCCAUGGUCCACCGGAAGUCUCAUAACACAGGUGAGGCUGGUCCUGAUGGGGACCAGAUCGUUUACCCAGGAUUUUCAGAGCCAAGAGAGUUCUCAGACAGCAACUCUGGUCUGAGGAACUGGGUGAAUUUAUCAGUUCUUGCAGCCUUGCAGGAGGAGAAGGCCAUGACAAACCUCCAUAGAACUGACUGGAUACAGAUCCAACGUCUUGAAGCUGCUGGGGAAAGCUUAGAGGAAGAAAUCCGAAGAAAGGAAAAUCUCCUGAGGGAAAAGCUGAAGAAGACAGAGCAGGGACUCAGAAGGAUCCAGAAGGAAAAGGAACAGGCCAAGGAAAAUGAAGACCAAGAACUACAGAGAAUGGUACUCUCCAGGAGAAGAAUUAAAGGCAGUAGCAGCAGCAGCACAUACAAACCUGUCUUUUCCCCAGAAGUCAGGUCUGAAGAGGUAUUGAUCAGAGACAGAGAAGAGGAGGAAAUAUGGGGAUGCCCUCAGGAGAAUUCUACUCCAUUCCAGUUGUCUGGUUAUGGAAUCCAGAGGCUCAGAAGGGAAAAACUUGUGAACAGUAAUAACAAAAUCCGAGCCCGAGCCUCAAGACCAUCUUCAGAGAACUUCUCUCAGCCUCUGGAAGAGACCAGCAGCCCUUUUCAAGAAUCUACCAGAAGUUCUAGCCUAUCCAGGACCCCAGGCUCCUCAGGCUCUAGCAGCUCGACUGAGAAGCCAGAGAUGGGCAAGUGUAGCCACUGUGGUCGCACAUUUCUCUUGCUCAGGCUGGAGAGACAUUCCACUGUCUGUGGCAGGAUGCAGGGGUCCAAGAGGAAAGUGUUUGACUCCUCCAGGGCUCGGGCUAAGGGCACAGAACUAGAGCAAUACUUGAACUGGAAGGGGCCAGAUGCAGUCAAGGCUGAACCUCCUCGGAAGAGCAACUGGAGACAAAAGCAUGAAUCUUUCAUCCGUACUCUCCGUCAGGCUCGAGAAGUCCAGCAAGUAAUUGCCAAAGGUGGAAACCCAGCAGACUUGCCUCCAAUCCUGCCGGCAGAAAAUCCAGACUAUGUUCAGUGUCCUCACUGUGGCCGCCACUUUGCUCCUAAGGUGGCUGAGCGACACAUUCCCAAGUGUAAGACCAUCAAGAACCGCCCUCCACCUCCACGGAAGCAUGAGAGCUGAGCAGAUGACAGCGAGACUACCUUAUGUAGUUCCCAAAGCUCUGCUUCUCUUCAGCAGUAAACAGAAACCAAAUAUAUUUGAUGCAAAGCAGAAAGAAAACAGAACUUUUCCAGAAGCCACAUUUGCCUGCAGUUAAGCUGCACUAGGAGAGAGCCAUUGGUAAGCAUCGAGACAGAAGAAAACCCAGCUUCCCCUCGCAUCACAACCUUUGCUUGUGUGCCUUAUGUUCUCGCCCCAAGCAAGUGGGUGAGGACAGUAAAUCAUGAACAGGCUGCAUUAAAGUUCUCUUCCGGUGAGCCUGGGCUUUGUGCUAGUGAAGGGCCUCCGGUCAUCACGUGUUCAGGGUUUCUUUAAAGCCUUCUCAUUCAUGCAAGUUCAGAGUACCGAGUGAGUUGGGAUCAGAAGACUAUGGUCACACAGAUGAUAACUGUUGAGAAAAACAAUAAAGGACUGAGGGUGCAGCUCAGUGGUAGAGUGCUUGCCUAGCGCGCACAAAGCCUGGGUUCGAUCCCUAGCACAAGAAAACAAAGGAUAGUAAGAUUGUGCUUUAAGGCAUUAUUAAAUGGAACUCUAUCUUGGCCUCCCAGGGGCAUGGUCCUGGCCAAAAGCCUAUGAAAGUACAUAAUGUGAGGGCACCAGUGUAUCUUAAACCUUCCCUGUGGUGUACUGUUAAUAAA
Messenger RNA from Dipodomys ordii (Ord's kangaroo rat), 2331 nucleotides. RefSeq names its product zinc finger, C2HC-type containing 1C (gene Zc2hc1c). The record is from RefSeq and is a predicted model, not a curated record. The transcript has 3 exons. NCBI's taxonomy places the organism in Eukaryota, Metazoa, Chordata, Mammalia, Rodentia, Heteromyidae. The coding region runs from base 68 to 1654 and encodes 528 amino acids.